Molecule: messenger RNA, 564 nt
Organism: Acanthamoeba castellanii str. Neff
Lineage: Eukaryota; Discosea; Longamoebia; Acanthamoebidae
Exons: 5
Coding region: 1-564 (187 amino acids)
Source: RefSeq, a predicted model, not a curated record
AUGGAAGAGGAGGAGCGAUGUCCCAUCUGCCUGGAGGACUUUUCCAUGGGUCGGGGGAGGACACUACGGGAGGCCGGGGACGUCUUCUCGCCCGCCUGCUGCCGCCAGCCUUUUUGCGGACGCUGCAUCGUGACCCACCUCCAAAAGCGCCGCGACUGCCCUCUGUGCCGACAGCCCAUCAGGGCCCUCCAGAGCAGUCGCGUAGAGGAACAGCAGCCUACCAGCCCACCACCAGUAGCAGGGGGUGGGAGAAGAGCCGCGACAAACACCCUGGACACGCGGUACCACAGGGUGUCGGUCCGGCGCGACAGCUCGCUGGAGGAGCUGCGUAGGCGGCUGAGCACGCUCUUCGUCAUCCAACUGGACCGACUCACUAUCAUCCACAAAGGGAAGGUUCUCGACCGCCACUCGUACGAACCGGCCUGGCUGGGCGCGGGGCGGGUGCAGCUGCAGCUGCUGGGCGAGCCCUCGCCCCUACGCGACGACGACUAUUUCGAUGACGACGACGAUGCCGUUGCUGCCGCCGCCAGGUGUUCUUCGGCUUCAACCUGCGUGCUUGCCUGA